Molecule: messenger RNA, 535 nt
Organism: Apaloderma vittatum (bar-tailed trogon)
Lineage: Eukaryota; Metazoa; Chordata; Aves; Trogoniformes; Trogonidae
Product: neuronal growth regulator 1-like
Exons: 3
Cellular component (GO): neuron projection
Source: RefSeq, a predicted model, not a curated record
AUGGUCGCGGGCCAUGUUCUUCAGACUGGAUUAGGGAGGCAAGCAUGUGAGAGUCUGCUGCGAGAAGAUAAAGAGCACCAGUGGAGUGGAGAUGGAGGCUUUGCUCAGCAAGCGACGUCCUUGGCUGCCUUCCGUGAAAAGCUGAAUUCCUUCAGUGAAAUUUCUUUUCACAAUGAGUGUUACUUGGAAGAUGGAGCUUCAAAAGGUGCCUGGCUGAACCGGUCAAGCAUUAUUUUUGCUGGAGGUGACAAGUGGUCGGUGGACCCUCGAGUGUCAAUCGCGACAGCAAACAGAAGAGAAUAUAGCCUGCAGAUCCAGGAUGUGGACGUGACGGAUGACGGGCCCUACACCUGCUCUGUGCAGACCCAGCACACUCCUAGAACCAUGCAGGUGCACUUAACUGUACAAGUUUCCCCGAAGAUAUUUCGUAUUUCAAGCGACAUCGUGGUGAACGAAGGGAGCAACGUCACCCUGGUGUGCCUGGCCACGGGGAAGCCGGAGCCUUCCAUCUCCUGGAGACACAUCUCUCCCUCCG